AUGGCGUCCCAACUCCUUCCUUUGGAAUUGAUCGAUAAGUGUGUGGGAUCGAGAAUCUGGGUCGUCAUGAAGGGUGACAAAGAAUUCUCCGGCACAUUACUUGGAUUCGACGACUACGUCAAUAUGGUUCUGGAAGAUGUGACUGAAUUCGAUUACUCUGGCGCACAGGUCAAGCUUCCUAAGAUCCUGCUAAACGGGAACAAUAUCUGCAUGUUAAUUCCUGGCGGCGAGGGACCAGUUGGCAGCUCCUGA
Aspergillus lentulus is the source of this 252-nucleotide messenger RNA. Its product is annotated as RNA-binding protein LSM5. Gene Ontology annotation, molecular function: RNA binding. The record is from RefSeq and is a predicted model, not a curated record. Gene Ontology annotation, biological process: mRNA splicing, via spliceosome. Gene Ontology annotation, cellular component: U6 snRNP; U4/U6 x U5 tri-snRNP complex; Lsm1-7-Pat1 complex. NCBI's taxonomy places the organism in Eukaryota, Fungi, Ascomycota, Eurotiomycetes, Eurotiales, Aspergillaceae.